This is a messenger RNA of Heterostelium album PN500, 1749 nucleotides long. RefSeq lists its product as uncharacterized. The coding region runs from base 1 to 1749 and encodes 582 amino acids. Gene Ontology annotation, biological process: apoptotic DNA fragmentation. The record is from RefSeq and is a predicted model, not a curated record. NCBI's taxonomy places the organism in Eukaryota, Evosea, Eumycetozoa, Acytosteliales, Acytosteliaceae. The transcript is spliced from 7 exons. Gene Ontology annotation, molecular function: deoxyribonuclease II activity.
AUGAAUAGAGUUAUAAAGUUAUUAAUAUAUAUUUUAUUUUUAGAUUUUUUGGUUGUUCAAUGUGACAUAUCUUGUAAGAAUCGAGAUGGUAACGAUGUAAAGUGGUGGAUUUAUUUAGCAGAUACGGUUCGUGGAGGACCAAAAAAUAGUUUUGAUCAAGGUCUUUAUAUUGAUUCAAAAAUGGUGCAGGACAAAGUGCCAAUAAGAAAAGUAGUACCCAUUGAUGAUGAAGAAGAAGAUGAAGAAGAUGAGGAAAAAGAAGAUAAUAAGUAUUUCUUUGCCGAGUUAAUGAAAAUUCAUUUAGAUUCCAUCAAUAAAGCAAAUGAAGAUAUUGAUAUUGAUCAAUUGGAUUGUGGUAAAUAUGUCACAAAAGAAUGGUUCCACGAAUUGGAUAAAGGUAAAGCAAAUCCAUAUGAUAAGGCAACAAUAAAAGAAGCACAUCUAAAGCUGCUACUUUCAAUUGAUAAAACCAACUCAAAAGGAUUUUAUAUCUCACAUUCAAUGCCGAUGCCAGUUAAUAGUGAUAUGGAAUCUAAUCUCUUUAAAACAAAAACAGAAGUACAAUAUUCUCAACAUGCAUUCUGUAAUAGCCUUAAGAAUCAAGAGGACAUCGAUGUGUUUGUAAAGAUUCUUAAAGUUGUUAAAGCAAGACCAUUACAUACAACAUGUCCAUCGUUCGAACCAGAACCAACAGAGACUGAACAAGCAAAGGAAUGUGAUAAAAAAUGGUUUGAGCACACAGAUAAGUUAGCAACUGAUAUCAGUGGUCUUUUGAUAAUUAAAAAACUACUACGUGAUCCGGAUUCCUACAAAACCACAAGAGAUUAUUGUAUGGUUAAAAGGACUGAUGGUGAUGAUGUACCUUGGGCACCGAUUGUUUUAGGUGACUUCGAAUUAACAGGAAGAUAUCAGCAUGUAAGAAAAGAAAAGUCAAAUAAACAGAUUGCAGCACAACCAAAACCAGUUGUUACCGUAAAUAACUAUGAAAUUAUCGAUAGAUGUUUCCGGGAGAAAUUUAAACUAUCUCUUUUUUCAGAACAGGAUCCAAUUGAAAUCGAGAGAACUAAGGAAGAUGCACCUCAGAAAGAUAGUAUGGAAUAUUGUACAGCAACACACAAUAUUGGUAUGGAUCCAUGGUUAAUCGUUGCUGAACAUUAUAAAAGCUUCUUUUUUGUCAACACUGAUCAAACUGCAUUUCCAACAAUGGUUGGUGAUGAUUUCGGAUUAUUUGUCAUUCAUAGCUGGGAGAACGGUUUCAGUGGGCAACCUGGAAUGAUAAAAAAGAAUCAUGAAAAAAUUAUGUUUUCCAUUGAAAAAGAUAAAGAGAUAUUUUGUUUAGGUGAUUCAAACAGAAAUGACAAAUCUCCUCAUCACUCUGGAAGCAUUUACUGUAUAAAGAAUAAAGAAUUGGUUGAUGAUCUUUUCACAAAUUUAGUUGGGUACAAUAAGUAUAGAAUGAUUAAUUUUGCAAAUGACGAAUCAUUGACUAAACUUGGCGUGGUGUCAAAGAAUACACAUGGUUAUUGUUAUACAGAUACCUACAGUAUUUUCUUUCCACUCGAUACAGUUUCAACUGAUAUAAAAAUUUCCAAUACCAAAAGUUAUAUGCCUCCUCCUCGCAAACAACCAGGUAGACCAUCUCCUCCCUCAAAAUAUCAACUUGCAAUGAAAAAUAUAGCAAAAAAUGUUGCUGAGGGUACCCCUUUGAAACGCCAAAAAAUAUCACGAUAUUCACCAUUUAAUAAAUAA